GCACCUGAUAGACUGUGCGAGCCGGCAUCCAAGGCGCUGUCCCUCCAUUCGCCAUGAUGGGUAUGACGCAUUCUCAUUCCUGAGCAUAUCCACUGCACAUCCGCCGUGAAACGAGAGCCCCGGGUAAGUCGUGAGUCCUCAAACUCUUCUUGCAGCGAUGGAACUUGCUUGGUGAUGAAUGCAAUCAAAUGGUCGACUUCUGAACAUUGGUGUCGAGAACAUAAUGAUUAACUUCUUUUCUGAUCUUGCGUUGGAGUCAUGAUGCUGUGGAUGAACUUGCCGGCCGCAGCGCACACCUUGCUAACAUCCAUCUGCAGUUCCUCAUCCCCGAACCCGUCAAUAUGUGUGGCAUCAUCGCGGUCAUCUUGGCCUCGCCUCAGGCCAACGCCGCACCAGAGAUCCAUCAAGCACUAUACUACCUCCAGCACCGUGGCCAGGAUGCCUGCGGUAUCGCCACCUGCUCUCACGGUGGCCGCAUUUAUCAAUGCAAAGGAAACGGUCUGGCGGCAAAGGUCUUCCACGAAGGCCAGCGUGUCAAUGAUCUGCCGGGCUACAUGGGUCUCGGACAUCUCAGAUAUCCCACCGCUGGUAGCAGCGCCAAUUCCGAGGCCCAGCCUUUCUAUGUCAACUCGCCGUACGGCAUCUGCUUCACGCACAACGGCAACCUGAUCAAUGCACCGGAUUUGAAACAAUACCUCGACCACGAAGCACACCGCCACAUCAACACCGAGUCGGACAGUGAGCUCAUGCUCAACAUCUUCGCCGACGAGCUUAACGAGACCGGAAAGGCGCGAGUCAACGCCUCGGAUUGCUUCUCCGCGUUGGAGCGCAUGUAUGCGAGAUGCAAGGGCGGCUGGGCUUGCACGGCGAUGCUGGCCGGCUUCGGCCUCAUUGGUUUCCGGGACAGCUACGGCAUCCGACCCAUGGUCCUCGGCGAGCGCCCAUCAAGUGAUGUGGAGGGCGGGAAAGACUACAUGAUGGCUUCGGAAUCUGUUGCGCUCAGUCAGAACGGCUACAAUAACAUCCGCGACAUCCUACCCGGCCAAGCCGUCAUCAUCGAAAAAGGCAAGGCUCCCGUGUUCGCCCAAGUCGCACCCCAACAGAACUAUGCACCCGACAUCUUCGAGUACGUGUACUUUGCGCGGCCGGAGAGCGUCAUUGACGGGAUCUCGGUGUAUCGAUCGCGACAACUCAUGGGCUACCGCUUGGCCGAGACGAUCCAGCGGGAGCUUGGGGCAGAGCAGCUCAAGGAGAUCGACGCUGUGAUCCCCAUCCCCGAGACCUCGCUGGUGUCUGCUUACGCCGUGUCCAAGCACCUGAAGAAACCAUAUUGCCAAGGCUUCGUCAAGAACCGCUACAUCUUCCGCACCUUCAUCAUGCCAUCGCAGCGAGCGCGGCAACGCGGCGUGCGAGCAAAACUCAACGCCAUCCCCGUCGAGUUCAAAGACAAAAACGUGCUGCUGGUAGACGACAGCAUCGUGCGCGGCACGACCAGCCGCGAGAUCGUCAACAUGGCCAAGGAGGCAGGGGCGAAGAAGGUGUACUUUAGUAGCUGCGCACCACCCAUCACCAACGCCCACAUCUACGGCAUCGACCUCGCCAGCCCCAGCGAACUCAUCGCCCACCACCGCAACAGCGCCGACAUCGCCGACCACAUUGGCGCCGACGCCGUGGUGUACCAGAGUCUCGAGGACCUGAAGUCCGCCUGUGCGCAAGAGAGUCCCCGCGACCCCGCGACGCAGGACUUUGAGGUCGGUGUGUUCUGCGGCAAGUACGUCACCCCCGUGCCGGAGGACUACUUCCAGCAUUUGGAGCGGAUGCGCGGCGAACGCAAGAAGGACAAGGUGCUGCAGACGGCGAGGAAUGCGGUGCGCGAUGGCACGGCGGGGCAGAAGCAGAUCCGCAUGGCAACGAAUGGGGUCGAAGUGACGGAUGAAGGCGACGUGGUUGCGCGGGACAGCGGGUCGGAUGGGGAGGAGCGGGCGCCGAAGAGGUUACGAGGCGAUGGCGGCGUGACGAAUCACAAUGGGUCGGCGAGUUCUGCGCAGCGAGAAGGCUAUGCGGAGGAGCGGAGGGAGGAGCAUCGCGACAGCCAGGACAUUUCGCUGCACAACCUCAACGACGAGGAGAGAUGAUUGGGAUUUCCCGGCGGUCUGGGCAGGCACCUUGCUACACGGAAAUACCCCCGGGGCGGUGUACAAAGGCGUGUUUACGGCGGUGCUUCGAUGGCGUUGCUGUACAAUUGACAUAGACUAUACUUCUUUGAAAGGAAAAGUAAGGCG
Molecule: messenger RNA, 2282 nt
Organism: Neohortaea acidophila
Lineage: Eukaryota; Fungi; Ascomycota; Dothideomycetes; Mycosphaerellales; Teratosphaeriaceae
Product: glutamine phosphoribosylpyrophosphate amidotransferase
Exons: 1
Coding region: 342-2135 (597 amino acids)
Biological process (GO): purine nucleotide biosynthetic process; purine nucleobase biosynthetic process
Cellular component (GO): cytoplasm
Molecular function (GO): amidophosphoribosyltransferase activity
Source: RefSeq, a predicted model, not a curated record